This is a messenger RNA of Zootermopsis nevadensis, 852 nucleotides long. It is a transcript of the gene RpS30, whose product is annotated as ribosomal protein S30. The record is from RefSeq and is a predicted model, not a curated record. Gene Ontology annotation, cellular component: cytosolic small ribosomal subunit; ribosome. NCBI's taxonomy places the organism in Eukaryota, Metazoa, Arthropoda, Insecta, Blattodea, Termopsidae. Gene Ontology annotation, biological process: translation. Gene Ontology annotation, molecular function: protein binding; structural constituent of ribosome.
CACUAGCAGUAAUACAAAAUAUAGUAUAAUUUGAGUCCGUUGAAUUGCUUCCUUUUUAUUGUUGAUGGCGAGUGGCAGCAGAUAUAAUUGAAAGUAGAAACUGAUUUCGUUACAGCUGGACAGUCUUCAGAAGCAUUUCAAGACGAAAAAAUUUGAGCAUAAUGCAGCUGCAUAUACGGGGACAGGGCAACCAUGUUAUUGACUGCGAAGGUAACGAGUCUGUUGGCGAAAUAAAAGAACAGGUAGCCAAAUUGGAGAGUAUUCCUGUGGAAGAAGUUUGCCUCUACUGUAGUGGAUCUCCGUUGAUUGACGACGAUCUUGUAGCCAGCCUAAAAUCAUUUAGCAUUGAUGUCAGUGUUCCUUUGAGGGGAGGCAAGGUGCACGGCUCCUUGGCUCGUGCUGGUAAAGUUAAAGGUCAGACACCUAAGGUGGACAAACAGGAGAAGAAAAAGAAGAAGACUGGUCGGGCCAAGCGUCGCAUUCAGUACAAUCGCCGUUUUGUCAACGUCGUGCAAGGUUUUGGCCGCAGGAGGGGACCUAAUGCAAACUCAUAAAUAAAAUUUUGAAAUGGAAGUUUGUUUGCUGUCAGAAUUAAUUGAAUACCGAAAUUUUGUAAUGAGGCCUGAGUAAAAUUAUAAUUGGAUUGAACUGGUUUCAUUAAUCAUUCCGUUUGCAGUUUUGGGUUUUGGGCUGAUUUUCACGUGAGUUAAAUAAAAGCGAAUAGUUUAAUGUUAAAAAUUUUAAAGGAACUGAGGAGGUGCUCGGUUAAUUUUGAUAACACAAUCUUUAAUAAGUUAUGGGAAUUGUAUAUGGUUCUUAUGCAAUAAAAUGUAAAGAGUAAUGCGAAAAUAA